Molecule: messenger RNA, 2138 nt
Organism: Anneissia japonica
Lineage: Eukaryota; Metazoa; Echinodermata; Crinoidea; Comatulida; Comatulidae
Product: short stature homeobox protein 2-like
Exons: 4
Coding region: 84-959 (291 amino acids)
Biological process (GO): regulation of transcription by RNA polymerase II
Cellular component (GO): nucleus
Molecular function (GO): DNA-binding transcription factor activity, RNA polymerase II-specific; sequence-specific double-stranded DNA binding
Source: RefSeq, a predicted model, not a curated record
UCAAGGUUACGUGACUCGGACACGUUUAAAAGAAAAACAAAUCACCUAUCAAAUAUUUAAAGAUAAAAAAAAGUGUUUAAAUAAUGGAACAGCUUAAAGCCUUUGUAUCCAAGUCAUUUGCAAACGAGGAAAAUGUAAAAUCCGCCACGAAAGAUGGGUCUCACAAUUCAUUGAACUGGAUUCGCAUUUACGAGGAGCACUCGACAAAAAUUCCACAAAUUGAUGAUUCUGGAUCAGAUUCGUCUAUUGAUGUUCAAACCUGCAGCCGGUCCCGAAAACACGGUGUAGUAGAAUCGACGCACAGCAAACUGAUUAUUGAAAAAUGUGGCACAUCAAAACAAUUAGAACAGAACAAAAAAGACGAAGAGAAAGGGAUAAAUUCUUCAAACAAUGUACCAGAACAUGAAACAUGCGGACACCAAAGAUUGACAAAGGAGAAAAUGAAACUAAAGCAACGCCGAAGUCGAACAAACUUUACCAUGGAACAGCUAAGCGAACUUGAAAAGUUAUUUGAAGAAACGCACUACCCAGACGCAUUCAUGCGUGAAGAACUGAGUCGUAAGCUGGGGCUCUCAGAAGCACGUGUUCAGGUGUGGUUUCAAAACCGGAGAGCCAAAUGCCGCAAGCAAGAAACUCAUUUUGGAAAAGGAUUCGGCGGUAAUCUUGUAGGAAAACCCUUACCAGUAGAUUCUUGCCGCGUGGCUCCAUAUCUAAGCGUUGGAUCAGUGAAGCUGCCGAUUGAUCGAUUACAGGCCCAACUUCAAAUGAAUCUAACUCAGCCCGAACCAAGGCCCAUUGCCCCCUUUUUUACUCACCCGUUACUGAUGUUCCCCACAGGCACAUACCAGUUUCCUCUGGCCACGCUUAUGGGCGGAGUUAUGACGUCCCAUAAGGCGGCGAGUAUCGAGGACUUGAGAUCAAAGGCAAAACGGCAUGCUGCGGCGUUUGGUCUUUUAUAAUUAUCUAUUAUUAAAAUAUUUAACAUUAAUAUAAUUUUUAAAAAAAUAACAUUAUAAUAGUAAAAUGCUGGAUAACCAUAGAGGAAAGAAGAUGGAAUGUUGAGAGUGGUAAAUAAAUUGUAAAGUGAAUGGGUUGGGAUGAAUAUGUGAUAUCUGGCUACGAAUGAUACAGUGACAUGGACUAUGGAAUGAAAGACAAGAAAGAGACCGAAAAAGUGCGAAUAAUGUUCGGUAAAAUAAUAUAUCUAUUUAUAAAGGCUUAAACUCAUUACUCUGUUAGGUUAAUACCAGGAGGUUUGGCCUCAUGAUGAUCACUACGACUUGAGAAGAUUUAAGCUAUUGAAUGAAUUACUAAUCAUAUGCCUAUAUCAAUAGCUUGAUAAUUUUUUUGCCAAAUCGUUUCUUCCGGUCAGCAUCAUUUAUAUAUGGUUAUGAUGGCAAAGUUGACGAAGACUCUCGAAUAUAAUUUUGAGGUAGCGCUGGCGCUUUGAUUUUGCAUAUACAUUUAUAGUCAUGGUAGGUGUACCUGUACUUAGCUAUACCGCUUUAUAUUUUUUAAUGUUCCUUAAAACCAAGAUGUACAUAAAUGAGGUACUCUCUAAAACAUCUCUUGUAGUAAUGCAACCCAUUCAACCCUGAUCAUAUAAAUUCAGAAAAUACUUGUUAAAAUUUAUUUGCUAUUUUAUGCUACUAUAUCAUUAAAAUUGUUUGUGUAAAUUAUAAUGGCUAAUGGGCGUUUUCAAUUAGUUUAAACUUUUGUACCGCAACUCUCCGUUUCCCGUCAAUUGUUUUUAUUUUUGUUUGCAAAGAAAAUGUACGAUUAUUGCUGACUGAUUACAUGUAGUAAAAUGAAUAAAGACAAAUUUAGAAAUUUAUAAAAUGACAACGUAAGCGUUUCCGCGUUGACAUGAAUUGACUCCGGUUAAUUUGAAGUGUUCAUGCCUAUUAAUAUGCAUAUAGGUUAACAUAUUUCUUAAAUUAUGCCUGGGCGUCAAACAAACCGAAUAGGUUAUUCAAUAUUAAAGAGAGUAAAAUAAAAAUAAAAAAUAAAACACGUAAUACAGUUCGCAAAAUCGGUUAGGUUGUCUCAAAUAGAAGUCGUGAACACAGCACAGCGUUAUUUAGUUGGAAACUACAUUGUAAAACGUGGUUUAACAUAAAAUAAACCCGCUUUGUACA